AUUUACAGAGCACUGUUUACAGAGCACUCUCUCUCUCUCUCUCUCUCUCUCUUCAUCAGUUCUGCUUGGGGGGUAAGGUCCCCAAAAUUUCAACCUUUCAACUUGAUUGCGUGAUUGACCGAGUUCCAGUUUAUCCUUUCUUAAUCGGACUUCUCUCAAAGCUCCUAACUUCAAAGCCAAGACUCUGAUCCACUUUUAUUAAACAACAAUCCAAAACUUGUCUAUUUUUCACAUCCUCUUCAUAUUCAUUCUCUGGAUACCCCAUCUAGGUUUCUUGAUCCAAAAUUCUCCUCCACUUUUCCCCUGAAUAUCCAGCAUAUUUCUGCACAAUCCUUCUGAUUUGUCAUCUGGGUCUUGUUCCUUUUCCAUCUUUUUCUCAGAUAAGUCAACUUAAUUUCUGAUCCAAGCCUUAAAGUUUCUCUCUUUCCUGAAAAUUAGUCAUUGAAAGAUAUGGGUGCUUGUCUUAGCAAAGGCAAAACUUCAGAGACAACACAAAAUGGUUACAGAUCAGGAGGUGCUUCUGGCAUGCACUACCAAAAAACCCAUGAAGUGGUUCACCAAUCCAGAGCCCCAGUCCAACAACCCCACCAAUUGCCUGAAAGGAGGGCCCAGCCGGCUCAGCCCGCCCCGCCGCCGGCGUCAAGGCCAUCUUUUCCGGUUCCAAGCCCAAAGCCUGUCCACCGGCCAGAUACAAUUCUUGGCAAACCAUAUGAGGAUGUUAAGCAGUUGUAUAGCAUUGGCAAAGAAUUGGGUAGAGGUCAAUUUGGGGUAACUUAUCUUUGUACUGAGAAUUCAACUGGCAGGCAGUAUGCUUGCAAGUCUAUAUCCAAGAGGAAGCUUGUUAGUAAGAAUGAUAGGGAGGAUAUAAAGAGAGAGAUUCAGAUUAUGCAGCAUUUGAGUGGGCAGCCCAACAUUGUUGAGUUUAAGGGCGCUUAUGAGGAUAAGCAAUCAGUGCAUGUUGUUAUGGAGCUAUGCGCUGGUGGUGAGCUCUUUGAUAGGAUUAUUGCUAAGGGUCAUUACAGUGAAAGGGCUGCUGCUUCAAUAUGCAGGGCAAUUGUUAAUGUUGUGCAUAUCUGCCACUUCAUGGGCGUGAUGCAUAGGGAUCUUAAGCCUGAGAAUUUUUUGUUAUCUGCCAAGGAUGAGAGUGCACUUCUGAAGGCCACGGAUUUCGGGUUGUCGGUCUUCAUUGAUGAAGGAAAGGUGUACCGGGAUAUAGUGGGAAGUGCUUAUUAUGUUGCUCCUGAAGUACUUCGGCGCAGAUAUGGGAAAGAAAUAGAUAUUUGGAGUGCAGGAGUUAUCUUGUAUAUAUUACUCAGUGGUGUACCUCCAUUUUGGGCUGAGACGGAGAAGGGGAUAUUUGAUGCUAUAUUGGAAGGAGAUAUUGACUUUGAAAGUAGUCCAUGGCCAUCUAUAUCAAACAGUGCCAAGGACCUCGUCCGGAAGAUGCUAACGCAGGACCCAAAGAAAAGGAUUACUUCUGUCCAGGUUCUAGAGCACCCAUGGAUUAGAGAAGAUGGAGAAGCAUCAGACAAGCCAAUAGACAGUGCCGUCCUUUCCAGGAUGAAGCAAUUCAGAGCAAUGAACAAACUAAAGAAACUUGCACUGAAGGUCAUUGCUGAAAAUCUUUCUGAGGAAGAAAUCCAAGGGCUCAAGGCAAUGUUUACAAACAUGGAUACCGAUAAAAGUGGCACAAUCACCUAUGAGGAACUGAAGGCUGGGUUGGCUCGGCUGGGCUCAAAGCUUUCAGAGACUGAAGUCCAGCAGCUCAUGGAAGCUGCUGACGUAGACGGGGAUGGGUCCAUUGACUACAUUGAAUUUAUCACUGCUACAAUGCAUAGACACAAGCUAGAAAGAGAUGAUCAUCUUUACAAGGCUUUUCAAUAUUUUGAUAAGGAUAGUAGCGGGUUUAUUACCAGGGAUGAACUAGAGGCGGCCAUGAAAGAAUAUGGAAUGGGUGAUGAUGACACGAUCAGGGAAAUAAUAUCCGAAGUUGAUACAGAUAAUGAUGGCAGGAUCAACUACGACGAAUUCUGUACUAUGAUGAGAAGUGGAAACCAACAGCAGGGCAAGCUCUUCUAGAUCAACAGAUGUUCUUGCUGCUUAACCCAUCUCAGACGGUUAUAUUUGCUUUCCUAAUCCUCAUCGAGUGUAAACAUCUGCCUCGUAAAGCUUGUAAAGCUUCCAAAUUUGUAUUGUUUUUGAGUGGUGCAAGAGUUGUGCAUAAGUAAUCACCAUACUCCUUAAAAAAAAUUUCUAUGUAUUUCCCUCAAUUUGUGAUGGGAAAUGUUGAUGUUUGGAGGACAGACUAUUUGAAGAGGAUGAUAUUGUUGUUUUCCUUUGUAGGGUAUGCGCAUAACUACCCUUUGGACAGGUUUUGAUGAAGGGAUUGCUAGCAGUUCCAAUAAGAAAGUAUAAAAUGUGGGAUUUGUUUGGAA
Alnus glutinosa is the source of this 2435-nucleotide messenger RNA. RefSeq names its product calcium-dependent protein kinase 2. The coding region runs from base 451 to 2079 and encodes 542 amino acids. Lineage: Eukaryota; Viridiplantae; Streptophyta; Magnoliopsida; Fagales; Betulaceae. The transcript is spliced from 8 exons. Gene Ontology annotation, cellular component: nucleus; cytoplasm. Gene Ontology annotation, molecular function: calcium ion binding; ATP binding; calcium-dependent protein serine/threonine kinase activity. The record is from RefSeq and is a predicted model, not a curated record. Gene Ontology annotation, biological process: peptidyl-serine phosphorylation; intracellular signal transduction; protein autophosphorylation.